Molecule: messenger RNA, 1818 nt
Organism: Aegilops tauschii subsp. strangulata
Lineage: Eukaryota; Viridiplantae; Streptophyta; Magnoliopsida; Poales; Poaceae
Product: protein SLENDER RICE1-LIKE 2-like
Source: RefSeq, a predicted model, not a curated record
CGCUCACACACAGCCAGCACUCGCAGCCUAGCCUAGCACUCACAGCCUUCACGCAGCUCGCCCGCGAGGAACACAUGGGCCAUUUCGCCCUCAGCUGGCAGGGCAUGGAACCCGCCCCCGCCGCCUCCCUGUCCGGCGCCGGUGCUACGCUGCCUCUCCACUCCGUCCAGGGCCCCGCCGCCGCGACGAACGGCGCCGCCGCCGCGAGGAACAACGAUGACGCCUCGUACUGCCUCGACCCGGCCACAUACGCGCCCGCAGUCCCGCCGACCAUUGCGGAGGCGGGGGCGAAGAGGCGCCAGGAUGCGGAGAACAUCGCGCUCUACCUCAUCCACGUCCUCCACAAGUGCGCUGAAGCCAUCGAGGCGGGCGACUAUGCGGUCGCGGCCGGCAAGCUCUCCGAGGCGCGCACGAUGCUCGCGACGUCUGUCUCGACGACCACUGGGAUCGGCCGUGUCGCCAGCCACUUCGCCGCCGCGCUGGCCCAUCGCCUCUUCCCGGCGUCCCCGCACUCCUCCUUCACGCUGGACGCCUCACCGGAGCGCGCCGGCGAGCUCUAUCGUCAGUUCUAUGACGCGGGGCCAUACCUCAAGUUCGCACACUUCACGGCCAACCAGGCCAUCCUCGAGGCGUUUGAGGGCUGCGACCGCGUGCACGUCGUGGAUCUCGCCAUCAAGCAGGGCGUGCAGUGGCCAACCCUCAUCCAUGCCCUCUCCAUCCGUCCCGGCGGCCCGCCGUCCGUCCGCAUCACCGGCAUCGGCUCCGCGCCCGCCGUCGACGAAGCUGGCCUCCGCCUCGCCGAGCUCGCGCGUGCCAUGAACGUGCCCUUCUCGUUUCAAAGGGUCACCGACGAUAGCCUGGACCAGCUCAAGCCAUGGAUGUUCCAGGUCCUGCCCGGAGAGGCGGUGGCCGUGAACUCCAUCUGCCAGCUCCACCGCCUCCUGGUGGACCCGGACGCCGCGUCCACGUCUCUCCCCACGCCCAUCGACGUCGUGCUCGGCUGGAUCGCGUCCAUGCAGCCCAGGGUUUUCACGGUCGUGGAGCAGGAGGCGGACCACAACAAGCCGAGGCUGCCGACGCGGUUCGAGAACGCCAUGUUCUACUAUGGCUCUGUGCUCGACUCCAUGGAGGCCAUGUCCGUGAGUCGUGGCGGCGUCAUCGGCAACGGAGCCGGCGCCGACGCGUACGUGCAGAGGGAGAUCUUCGACAUCGUCUGCGGCGAGGGCAGCGCCCGCACCGAGCGCCACGAGCCGCUUGCGUGCUGGUGCGAUCGCCUCUUUCGGAUGGGUCUCACUCACGUGCCGCUGGGUCCGAGCGCAGCCUAUCAGGCGGCCAAGCUUGUCCGCAUGUUCUCCACCGCCGGGUUCCGCGUCCAGGAGAUCGGCGGCUGCCUCUCGCUUAUGUGGCACGAGCGGCCCCUGUUCACGGCGUCCGUGUGGAGCGCAAUGCCCGCAGAUGGCGCCGGCGCCGGCGCCGCCGAGGAGCGCGCCGACAAGCACAAGCUGAAGAUGAGCAUCGGCGAGAGUAGCAGCGGCCACCUGCCGGACGCCGGGGCGCAGUGAAAGAGCGCGACAUGCAUGCAUGGUGGUUUGGAUAAUGGUUAAGGGGAGUCGGAGUCAGAUCGUCUAUCGAGUUUAGUUUAAUUUGUCACUUAGUCGGAGCUUAUGCUGCAGUCAUGAGUCAGUCAGUCGUCAAAAGUGUCGUCAGAUUCAGAUGGAUAUCGGUCUAGGUCAAUAAAGUGUCGCUCUCAAAGUAUGUGAGAGAGAUAGUGUCGUUAUUCCUUCCUGGUUUUAUCUAUCGCACAGUUAAUUUGUUUCA